AUGCCGUCUUUGACUUCUCUGCUCUCGUUCUUCACCCUCGCUGCUGGCGUCCUUGGCUCCACUGGUGAUCUCUCGAAGAGAGAGUCGUACACCUCGAGCUCGACUGGAACGAGCAAUGGCUACUACUACUCCUUCUGGACCGACGGCGGUGCCGAUAUUACAUACACCAACGGCGCGGCUGGUGAAUACAGCGUGACCUGGUCCGGAGACGGCAACUUUGUUGGUGGAAAGGGAUGGAACCCCGGUGGUUCUCGAUCCGUGAGCUUCUCCGGCUCCUACAACCCGAACGGAAACAGCUACCUCUCAAUCUACGGCUGGACCACUGACCCCCUGAUCGAAUUCUACAUCGUUGAAGACUUCGGUACCUACAACCCCUCCACCGGCGCAACCAAGAAGGGUACCGUCACCAGCGACGGCAGCACCUAUGACAUCUACACCAACGAGCGCAUCAACCAGCCUUCUAUCGAGGGAACUUCUACCUUUACCCAGUACUGGUCGGUUCGCCAGAACAAGCGUUCCCAGGGUACUGUUACUACUGGCAACCACUUUAAGGCGUGGGAGAACCUUGGCAUGGAUUUGGGAUCGUUCAAUUAUAUGAUCGUUGCUACUGAGGGGUACUAUAGCAGUGGAUCUGCUGAUAUUACUGUUUCUUAA
Penicillium argentinense is the source of this 654-nucleotide messenger RNA. RefSeq names its product glycoside hydrolase family 11 protein. The transcript has 3 exons. Gene Ontology annotation, biological process: xylan catabolic process. Gene Ontology annotation, molecular function: hydrolase activity, hydrolyzing O-glycosyl compounds. The coding region runs from base 1 to 654 and encodes 217 amino acids. The record is from RefSeq and is a predicted model, not a curated record. Lineage: Eukaryota; Fungi; Ascomycota; Eurotiomycetes; Eurotiales; Aspergillaceae.